Molecule: messenger RNA, 1186 nt
Organism: Pocillopora meandrina
Lineage: Eukaryota; Metazoa; Cnidaria; Anthozoa; Scleractinia; Pocilloporidae
Source: the annotation of a GenBank genome assembly
AUGGCCCGAAACGCCAAUAGGUAUCGACAACGACUACAACCUGAAGAACCACGAGACCUUGACUUCGAAUUAAAAAAAGAUUGCUUACCCGAUGGAUUCCUUCGUGGAGACGUUCGUGUUAAAGACCGUCGCCACCUUAUUUUCGCGACAAAAGAACAACUGAAGUUAUUGUCGAAAACAAAGCAUUGGUAUGCAUAAUAAUAACAUUACGACUUAAUAUCGAUGAAUAAUAUUUAGUCAUACAGUUGAGAGACUUAAUUACCAAUUUUAAAUUUCAAUUAAUUACUUUCUCUGUUGUCAGGUAUAUGGACGGUACUUUUAAGCUUUGUCGCCAACCUUUUGUACAACUAUAUUCGAUCAAUGCCUUAGUAAGCAGGUUCCCUUGGCAUUCGUGCUCAUGUCUGGACGAAAGACCACUGAUUACCAAAAGGUAAGACAAGUUUUCAAUAGAUUGCAAUUAUUAUAACCGUGAAAUAUCUAGCUAACUAAAUAGUAUUGAAUAGCGCCAAUAGUACCAAGCAUAACAAAGAUAAUUAUUUAUGAAAUAUUGUGUUUUGUAGGUACUGGAGAAGAUAAUUGAAAUAUUGCCAGAAGAGCCAAGAGUCAAACGAGUGGUGCUUGAUUUUGAAAAGUCGGUUAGGAAAGCCAUUCCCAAAGUGCUGCCAAGAGUAAAACUAUCCGGUUGUGGAUUUCAUUGGAGCCAGGCCGUAUGGAGAAAGGUAUGAAAGUGAGGUCUGAAAAGGAAACAACAACAAGAAAUCUGUUCUUAUUUGCAUUUUAUUAACUCAUCAGAUCCAGUAUUUGGGACUUCAGGCUGCCUACCAUGAGCACAGACCAACCCAUAUGUUCUUGAGAAAAGUCAUGGCUCUACCAUAUGUACCCGCAGACGACGUGGAGGACAUUUUAACCGGCUCGUACAACAGGCUGACCAGAACGCUGCCCUACAAAACCUUCUUGAAUACGGGAGAAAGACAUGGAUCGACAGCAAUCGAUGGAAUCCAACCACUUGGUCUGUUUAUCGAAGGUUGGUUCAAUACCUAAGUCUAUAUUACCUCUUAUAUGCUUCGUAUUGCAUUGAAAAACGAGAAAAUGGUAAAAUUAAACAUCAAUUCAUAUGAUUAUAAAAUUUUUUAUUAUAGGAAUAUCCGCACAAACAACGACAUCGAGGGUUGGCACAAUAGGAUGA